Molecule: messenger RNA, 648 nt
Organism: Acanthosepion pharaonis
Lineage: Eukaryota; Metazoa; Mollusca; Cephalopoda; Sepiida; Sepiidae
Source: the annotation of a GenBank genome assembly
AUGACAGCAAUGACUAUCCUUCGGUUCUCCAGUGUCUUGCAAUGUGACAACAUUCUGGCUGGACUAGUCACAUGGUUGCCGAUGCGAUUCCAUCCAUACGAUCUCCACAACUUUCCCUUUCCUGCAAUUCUUCGAUUCUUACUGUUUCCUUCCAUCAUUCUUGAGUCACGUCCACCUCAUUUUUUUCUUUCUUGUCAUUCCGCUGAUAUUUUUUUCAAUUUCAUUCAUUUUUUUCAUUCUUCUUUUGUUCACGAAAUAAAUUAUUUUUUAUUCUUAUUCCGUUUCUUUCAUUCCUCCUUUUCACCUUUAUUCCUGUCUUUCCUUUUCUUUCUUUCUUUCUUUCUUUCUUUCUUUCUUUCUUGUUCUCCUCAUUAUUUUCCUAUUCGCAGUACUUUUCUUUUUUCUCUUUUUUUUUCUCUGUUUUUUCUGGGUUUUUUUUUUGUUUUUGUUUUUUGGUUUUUUUUCUUGCUUGUUGUUUUCUUUGUUGCGGGAGAAGGAUGUGUGUUUGUUUCUUGUAUUUUUCUUUCUUUCUUUUCCACUUCAUUACUUCCUGCUUCUGUUUCCUUCACUUUUCUCUCGAUUUACAUUCUUUUUUUCAAUAAUAUUUCUAGUCUCAGUUUCUUUCCUUCUUCAGAAGAAUUUGCAUAA